AUGAGUCCAGUCCUCCCCUGGCUCUGCCCAGCGCCCGAUUGGCUCGGCAGCCCGGGGGGGACCGAUAAGGGCGGCUAUAAAACGCUCGCAGCUCGCGGUCCCCCAGCGAGCAGCAGCCAGAGGGGCCACCCGGAUCCUCCGCACAUCCCUGCGCUCAUCCCCGGCCUCGCCAGGAUCCUCCCGCCUUCCUUCCCUCCCUCGCUUCCAGCUCCACAUCUUCGCUCAAGCCCGAGUGCAAGAGGAGAGGCGCACACGUCCAAAAAAAAAAAAAAAAAAUUAAAAAAAAAAAACCCACACUUAGCGGAAACUUGUCAAAGAAUGCUCCUAAAGUCUGGUUUGCUGCUGCUGCUGCUGAUCAGUGCAUCCGCAUCCCACGAAGCCGAGCAGAAUGACUCUGUGAGCCCCAGGAAAGCGCGGGUGGCGGCGCAGAACUCAGCUGAGGUGGUUCGGUGCCUGAACAGUGCCCUCCAGGUGGGCUGCGGAGCCUUCGCCUGCCUGGAGAACUCCACGUGUGACACGGACGGGAUGUACGACAUCUGCAAAUCCUUCCUCUACAGCGCUGCUAAAUUCGACACUCAGGGAAAGGCGUUCGUGAAGGAGAGCCUGAAGUGCAUCGCCAACGGGGUGACCUCCAAGGUGUUCCUGGCCAUCCGCAGGUGCUCCACGUUCCAGAGGAUGAUCUCGGAGGUGCAGGAGGAGUGCUACAGCAAGCUGGACCUGUGCGGCAUCGCCCGCCGCAACCCCGAGGCCAUCACCGAGGUGGUGCAGCUCCCAAACCACUUCUCCAACCGGUAG
Melospiza georgiana is the source of this 795-nucleotide messenger RNA. RefSeq names its product stanniocalcin 1 (gene STC1). Lineage: Eukaryota; Metazoa; Chordata; Aves; Passeriformes; Passerellidae. Gene Ontology annotation, molecular function: hormone activity. Gene Ontology annotation, cellular component: extracellular region. The record is from RefSeq and is a predicted model, not a curated record. Gene Ontology annotation, biological process: intracellular calcium ion homeostasis.